AUCUGUGUAAAGCCGAGCAGGACUGUCGGGCAGUAGGGAGAAGUUAUGUUAAUUACCACAGAACGGUGUAGACAAUCAUAGCAGCUUAACGUGCACAAAGUUCUGCAGCAAGUCACUAACAUUUUGCCCACUUAAAAUAGAUUUCAAAUGUAGGUCUUGAAGUAUUCCAAAGGGGAGUCGGUUCAUAACUUUCUUGCCAAAGAUGAAGACCUUACCUGGCAUAGGAGUUUUUGGAACUGGAAAUACAGCCAGAGUUUUGAUUUCACUUCUGCGAGCAGAUGGCUUUAGUAUUGAAGCAUUAUGGGGAAAAACAGAUGAAGAAGCCAAAGAACUUGCAGAAGAAGUGGGAAUCCCAUUCUAUACCUGCCAUACAGAUGAUGUCUUACUGCACCAAGAAGUAGAUUUAGUGUGUAUCAGUAUCCCACCCCCUCUCACACGACAGAUUGCCGUAAAGGCUCUAGGGAUUGGGAAGAAUGUAAUUUGUGAGAAAGCCGCCUCUUCUAUAGAUGCAUUUACAAUGGUGAAAGCUGCCCGUUACUACCCAAAACUGAUGAGCCUAGUAGGAAAUGCUCUGAGGUUUCUUCCUGCCUUUGACCGAAUGCGCCAGCUUAUCUUAGAACAAAACUAUGUAGGGGAAAUCCGAAUUUGUGAUGUACGUGUUUAUGGGGGGAGUUUGCUGAGUAGCAAUUACAGCUGGAUCUGUGAUGACCUUAUGGGGGGAGGUGGGUUGCACACCCUGGGGACCUACCUGGUUGACCUCCUCACUCAUCUAACAAACAAAAGAGCAGAGAAAGUCCAUGGGUUUCUUAAAACAUUUGUAAAGCAGAAUGAGGCCAUUUCUGGCAUCCGGUAUGUGACAAGUGAUGACUUUUGCUUCUUCCAGAUGCAGAUGACUGGGGGUGCUUGUAGCACAGUAACUCUCAACUUUAAUAUGCCGGGUACUUUUGUACAUGAGGUUAUGGUUGUGGGAUCAGCUGGGAGGCUGGUUGUACGUGGGACAGAAUUGUUUGGACAGAAAAACUCUGCUUCUGAAGAAAAAUUACUACUUUCAGAUCCACUGACAAGGGAAAUAGCAGAUAUCAGUGACUUUGAGAAAGUGCCUCCUCCAUAUCUUAUGGGAAUUGCACACAUGGUGAAAGCACUACGUCAGUCAUUCCAGGACCAAGAGGAUCAUAGAACUUGGGACCAAAAGCCACUGUCAGUUGCAGCCACAUUUGAAGAUGGUUUGUAUAUGCAAAGAGUGGUUGAUGCUAUCAAGAGGUCAAAUCGUUCAGGGGAGUGGGAAUCAGUGGAACUGACAAAUGACGAGACAGACUCAAAUCAGAAUCUCUCUGAGGUUAUUCAACAUAACCUUUGAAUUUCAUUUUAUUCUGUUAUUGGCCAUCAUAUUUUUUAUUGGCAUAAUAGCACUACAAUGCAGUCUUCCUAUGAGUUAAACUUUCAUUGCAUUUUGCAGAAAUGUAGAAUUGUUAACUGAAAGUUACUGACAUAAAACUGUUCUAAAAGUAUUAAAGUCUUAUGCCAACACAUUUAAUUUGCUGUAUUUGUAGGUCUAGAAUUUCUGGGCAACUUUUAUUUUUUCCUAAAAUCAAUUUCAGAUCAAUAUAAAACACUACUUCUCGAAAUAUAUAGGAAUAAUAAUCGAAAUACAAAUGUCAGUUUUUUGUAUUCUUUUAAGAAGACAAUAUUGUGAUAUCUUUUAGUAUAACAUCUCCCCUCCAUUACAAUGUUCAGUGAUGCAGAGAACAAAGCAUUUGAACUCCUCAAAACAUAAUUAUAUAUCAUUAUAUUAGAGAUCCUCUCUCUUCUGAAUACAUGCAGAUUUGAGUUGUGUUGCUUUACAUUUAGAAAAGUGUACAAUCGGAGCAUAAGUCCAACGCUUUCUUUUACUGGUAGGCUUAGCAGACAGGACAGUGUAAGAAAUGCCUACCAACUCUGCCCACCCCUCCCUGUGUGGAUACACAUUUCCUACCAUAAAGGUAAAGUGCCAAUGGCCCAAAAGUCAAUCAGAUAAGAGAAAGGAGCAGGAGCAGUGAUUUUUUUUUUCAUAUAUUUUCUUUGUGAACGAUGUAUACAAUUAUGGUAUAAAUAAAUAUUACAUCCCUGAAACAAGAA
Xenopus tropicalis (tropical clawed frog) is the source of this 2115-nucleotide messenger RNA. It is a transcript of the gene gfod2, whose product is annotated as Gfo/Idh/MocA-like oxidoreductase domain containing 2. Gene Ontology annotation, molecular function: nucleotide binding. NCBI's taxonomy places the organism in Eukaryota, Metazoa, Chordata, Amphibia, Anura, Pipidae. Bases 203 to 1357 code for a protein of 384 amino acids. The record is from RefSeq and is a predicted model, not a curated record. The transcript has 3 exons.